UCAAAUACCCUCUCUGCAAAAUGGUCCAUCAAACUCGCACCGCCAGCAAGGCCAUCCCAGCCAAGCAUUUGAGCCCCAUGCGCAGCACGGAUAUGCAGCUCGGCAAAUAUGCCGUCUCUACAAGUCCUGCCGAUAGUUUUUUGCGCAACACGAGGCUCAAUGUGAAUGCAACCGGAACUGGAAACGGAACCGGCUCUGCCAAUACAGCUGCCUAUAAAUACAACAAUAUGGUCAAUAAUAAUCGGGAGCAGUUCAAUGCACUGCACUUCUGCUAAGCCUCAUGAUGUUGUCGAUGAUGUUUUUAAUAAAUAUAUAAUUUCAUAUAUAUAUCAAAUUAA
Molecule: messenger RNA, 338 nt
Organism: Drosophila virilis
Lineage: Eukaryota; Metazoa; Arthropoda; Insecta; Diptera; Drosophilidae
Source: RefSeq, a predicted model, not a curated record